AUGGGCCUCAGGACGACUAAACAGAUGGAGAGAAGCACCAAGCAGGCCCCUGGGCACCAAGAGGAUCAUUUGGCAAAGGAACCAGUGGAAGACACAGACCCUAGCACUAUAUCCCUUAAUACGUCAGACAAGUAUCCCAUUCAAGACACAGGACUCCCUAAAGAAGAGGAGUGUGAUCCAAUUACUUUGAACUGCCCAGCAAAUUCCGAUGUGCAGCACCAGGGAGAAGAAAAUGGCUUUCGAGACAGUACUGGAGACCCCCUUUCAGAUGUGAGCAAGGAUGCGUCCUGCGCGGAGACCUGUUCCUGUCCCUCCUGUGCGCUCCGAGUCCCCACCAUCAGCGACUUGCUCAACGACCAGGACUUACUAGAUGUGAUCAGGAUAAAGCUGGAUCCCUGUCACCCAACAGUCAAAAACUGGAGAAAUUUUGCGAGCAAGUGGGGCAUGCCCUACGACGAGCUCUGCUUCCUGGAGCAGCGACCCCAGAGCCCCACCCUGGAGUUCUUGCUCCGGAACAGUCAGAGGACGGUGGGCCAGCUGAUGGAGCUCUGCCGGCUGUACCACCGGGCCGACGUGGAGAAGGUGCUGCGCAGGUGGGUGGACGAGGAGUGGCCCAAGCGGCGGCGUGGAGAGCACCCCAGGAACUUCUAG
Molecule: messenger RNA, 651 nt
Organism: Rangifer tarandus platyrhynchus (Svalbard reindeer)
Lineage: Eukaryota; Metazoa; Chordata; Mammalia; Artiodactyla; Cervidae
Source: the annotation of a GenBank genome assembly